Sander lucioperca (pikeperch) is the source of this 3997-nucleotide messenger RNA. RefSeq names its product 1-phosphatidylinositol 4,5-bisphosphate phosphodiesterase delta-4-like. Gene Ontology annotation, biological process: lipid metabolic process; intracellular signal transduction. Gene Ontology annotation, molecular function: phosphatidylinositol-4,5-bisphosphate phospholipase C activity; calcium ion binding. The transcript is spliced from 16 exons. The coding region runs from base 1639 to 3873 and encodes 744 amino acids. Lineage: Eukaryota; Metazoa; Chordata; Actinopteri; Perciformes; Percidae. The record is from RefSeq and is a predicted model, not a curated record.
UUCAAAGUGAAUAGUUAGUGAAGUUAAUAGUCCCUUUGACAUUUGGUAGGAGGAACUGCUUUCAGUCUGUUUGUUUACUGGAAAGACAGCGCAACGUUGAUUUUGAAGGACAUGUUUCUGUCAACUGUUUUAACUAUAUUUGAGUCUUAGCUUAACAAAUGCAGCAGCUCUGAUGAGCAGUAUUUUGAUAAGGUGUCAUUAGUGUUGCUGUGGGAAAAAAAGCAGUUUUUUCCAAGAGGAUUUUUUUUUAAUCGGGUGAUAAUGCAGUCAAAGUUUUGAAAGUUAUUUUGAAGUUGGGUUCGUUCUUUUGUCAGUCGGAUGGGAAAUGGGCUCACCUGUGCUCACUGAGUGCACACUCUAACAGCACCACAGACUACGCUGAUGAGCCUUAAUUUCCUUUCACCAGUACAUUAACAGAUUGUGGCCCCCAUAGGUUCCAUUAUCUUCACAACGGCUGAGAUGGACAGCAUCCAUCGCGGAAACACCUACGCUCAAGCCUUCCAUUUGUGAGCAAAUCCGAUUCCCGUAGGACACCUUUCCGAGUAUGCGUUGCUCCUUUUGGUCGGUUUACCCUUUAUGAGGAAAGAGCUACGGUAUCUAAAGUCAUUAUAGGCCGGGACCUGCUGGGACCCUUUCAAAUGGAAGAGUACAUUAGCUCGACUGGGUUGAGAAUGGCUUAAGUGAUGUUUUCCAUUUUUAUGUUGCCAUUUGUGAUUCGGACGUCUACAUUGUCAGCCACUAAUUUUCACCCAUGAUUUUCUUGAGUGUUAAAACAGGUUACAAUUGUAAUCAAGGCAUUUCCAUAUGCAUGUUGUCCCGGAGAAAUACAAAUCAAAGUGAGUGAACAUUGUAAUAAAAACUGCAUCUAAACAGCUGUUUCCCAUUAAGGCUCUGCAGUAUGUGGCAUACUACGGCCUUGAUCCUGAUUGCAAUCUUUUGAUAUGAAUUUCAGGAUAUCAGUUGUUUUUUUUAAAAAGCAAAAAGCAAUAUGUAUUUCUCAUUGUUUUAUGAUUUGGCUUCUCUCCCUAACAUAGCAGACUAUUUCCCAGAAUUGUGUUACCCAUUAUCAGUGCUGAUACAGAGACACGGGAGUCACUCUGCAGACCAUCGAAAGACAGAACUAGGAGAAGCGGACUGAGGGAAGUGAGCCUCACCAGAUGCAGCGAGGGGUCUGCGGAUGGAGGAGUGAGGGAGUGGCAGGAGAAGGAAGGAAGGCUUGGUGGGGGGGGAGGGGGGAGCAGAGCGUACCAGCGUGCAGCAGCAGUGACCAGAGAAUCAGGUUUCUCAGACACAGUAGUGAGAGAGAGAGGGGAGGAGAGAGGAGGCUGAGCCAGAUUUCCCUUCAGACACUCCCAGGCUUUAAAGGCCCUGAGCUUAGCUAACAGUCCCUGGACUCUCCUUGUUUCUGGAUCUCAGCGUACAGGGCCAGUGUGACAUACACGGCUCCCUUAACCUUAUCCCGGGUCCUACCCACCCAUAUCUGAGGCCAGCUGUCUCCUUAAGAGUACGCACCUCUGGAGGUCGAACUCAUAAUAUCCCUGGUGAGAUCUGUACUUUUGGCAAAAGCAUCUGGAACAAGUUUCCGACAUCUGCUUCUUUUUAUCGGUGCAUUUCCAUUGGCAUGAUUCAAGAAUAGCGAUGGAUCCUGGAGGUUCACACAUCGAAGAUGACCCAGAUGUCAAGGUGAUGAUGGCAGGGUCGACUCUGAAAAAGGUCAAGUCCCGUUCGUGGAAGAAGCAGCGGCAUUUCCGCCUUCUGGAGGACGCCGUGACGAUCUGGUACAAGUCCAGAUGGGCAGGGAAAGGCCACUCCACUUUCUCAAUUAGCGACGUGGAGGCUGUGCGCGAGGGCCACCAGUCAGAGGUCCUGCAGAGCACCGCUGAGGAGUUCCCCGCUGAGCUCUGCUUCACCUUGGUCUUUCACGGUCGCCAAGGCAACCUGGACCUUGUGGCCAAGACGCCCGAGGAAGCCAAAGCCUGGAUCGAGGGAGUGCGCAAGCUGAUUCGCAAGGCUCAAACGAUGGAUGAGAAGGAGAGGCAGGACCAGUGGGUCCGUGACUGGUUUCUGAAAGCUGACAAAAACAAAGAUGGGAAGAUGAAUUUCAAAGAGGUGCAGACACUGCUGAAGAUGAUGAACGUGGAAAUGAAUGAGGACCAUGCUUUGCAUCUGUUCACGAGGGCUGACAAGUCUGAGAGUGGCUCUUUGGAAAUCGAGCAGUUUGUCCAUUUCUAUAAGAUGCUGACCCAGAGGGAUGAAGUGUGGAAGGUGUUCCAGGACUACUCUGGAGAUGGAGAGAAUUUACUGUUGGAGGAGCUGGAGACCUUCCUGAGCAUGGAGCAGCACGAGGGAGGGCAGAGUUACCAGCUCGCCAAGAUGCUGAUCGACCGCUACGAACCAUCUGAAUCAGCCAAGCGGCAAGACAUCAUGUCGUUAGAUGGCUUCCAGAGCUACCUGUGCUCACAGGAGGGCUCCAUAUUUAAACCUAAGCAUCUGGAUCUUCACCAGGACAUGAGCCAGCCACUUAGCCACUACUUCAUCUCCUCCUCACACAACACCUACCUCCUGGAGGACCAGCUGCUAGGACAGAGCAGCCUGGAGGCAUACAUCAAGGCCCUGAAGAGAGGCUGCCGUUGUGUAGAGGUGGACUGCUGGGACGGCAGUGAUGGUGAACCCAUUGUGUACCAUGGUCACACUUUUACUUCCAAGAUUCUUUUUAGAGAUGUAAUUUCAACUCUGAAGGAAUACGCCUUCAAGGCAUCGGACUUCCCAGUCAUUCUGUCUAUUGAGAAUCACUGUGGUGUGGAGCAGCAGACAGUCAUGGCCCAGCACCUUAGCAAAAUCCUGGGUGACACACUACUGACCACCCUUCUGGAUGGGCAGGUCCCUCAACAGCUUCCUUCUCCACAGGAAUUGAAAGGCAAGAUUUUGCUGAAAGCCAAGAAGCUUAACAAUCCAGAAGACUGUCUCGAUGAAACCCAGACAGAUGAAGUAAGCGACGAAGAAGCAGAAGAUGCAGAGAGCCCGUCUACAGGGAACCCACCUGCUAGGAAGAAGUCCAAACUGUCCAAGGAGCUGUCGGACUUGGUGGUUUACUGCAAGAGUGUGCACUUCCGUGACUUUGAGCAUGCUCGUUCAAACGCCAAAUGCUAUGAGAUAUCCUCGUUCUCUGAGAACAAGGCCCAGGCGCGUGCUAAGGACGAAGGAACAGAUUUUGUGCGGUACAACACUCGGCAGCUGAGCAGGAUCUACCCCGAUGGCCUCAGGACCAAUUCUUCUAACUACAACCCCCAGGAGAUGUGGAAUGUGGGCUGCCAGAUAGUGGCUCUGAACUUCCAGACAGCUGGUCUGGAAAUGGACCUGAAUGAUGGGCUGUUCAGGCAGAACGGCUGCUGCGGCUACGUCCUCAAGCCUGACUUCAUGAGAGACAGUAACACUCAGUUCAGUCCAGACAAACCCGAGGAGCGGCAAGGCUACAAACCCCUCCGCUUAUCCAUACAGGUGAUAAGUGGGCAGCAGCUACCAAAGGUGAAUCAGAAAGAGGGCUCUAUUGUAGACCCCCUGGUCAGAGUGCAGAUCUUUGGAGUGCCAGGGGACCAGGGCGUGAAAGAGACCCCUUACAUUAACAACAACGGUUUUAACCCAGUGUGGAAUGAAACUUUACAUUUUGACAUCCACACCCCCGAGUUGGCCCUGGUUCGCUUUGAGGUGGAGGACCACGAUAGGGCGUCCAGGAACGACUUCAUUGGACAGUUCACUCUUCCGUUUACGUGCAUCCAAGCAGGAUAUCGUCACAUACAUCUCCUCUCCAAAGAUGGAAUAGCUAUCCCUCCCGCCUCCCUCUUUGUCAACAUCAGCAUCUCAGAGCUCACAUGAAGAAGUCAUAUCUGAGGAUAUGAAGCCAGAGGCGCUCCUGUGUCUUUAUUGGGCUGAUGAAGGAUGCGUACAUGAUGCACCAAUACUUUUAUCAGAUAUUGGGCAUUUGCCUGACUAAAGACAA